Messenger RNA from Olea europaea var. sylvestris, 1438 nucleotides. RefSeq names its product Down syndrome critical region protein 3 homolog. Gene Ontology annotation, biological process: intracellular protein transport. The coding region runs from base 201 to 1157 and encodes 318 amino acids. The record is from RefSeq and is a predicted model, not a curated record. The transcript has 12 exons. NCBI's taxonomy places the organism in Eukaryota, Viridiplantae, Streptophyta, Magnoliopsida, Lamiales, Oleaceae. Gene Ontology annotation, cellular component: endosome.
GGCUCAAACGGGGGCUAACUUAUCCGAUUCCUUGCACCGCUGAAGAACUUGUUUUCGUCUGUCAAUUGUUAUAGAUUUCGAAUUUCCAACAAUUUCUACAGUUCAAGAUACGAAUCCCCUGCACCAGCGUAAUUUCGUAGCACUCACGGCAGUAUUGAAGCUACAAUUAAAGUGCGCAGCAGAAAUUUGUGGUCAUCGCCAUGUCAAUUGAGAUCAAACUCUCCCGAUUCAACCGUAUCUAUCGCUCCAAUGAACCAUUAGAGGGCAAAAUAAUCAUGAAGCUCACUUCUUCAAUUUCGUUCCAGUCCAUCCGCCUUACUGUCAGCGGCACAGUUAGUUUGCAGGUUCGCGGAGGAUCUGCUGGAGUAGUCGAGUCUUUCUAUGGUGUCAUCAAACCUAUUCCUAUUGUCAGGAAUAAGAUUUUCGAGAUUCAAUCAUCCGGAAAGAUUGGUUCAGGUACGACAGAGAUACCAUUUUCUGUGACACUGAAAGAUCCGAAAGAAGAAAACCGGGAAAAGUUUUAUGAAACCUACCAUGGUAGCAAUGUCAACAUCCAGUAUUUAGUAACAGUGGAUGUAGUGAGAGGGUACCUACACAAAUCUUUAUCAGCAACAAUGGAGUUCAUAAUUGGAAGUGAAAAAAACAAUUUACCGCUGAAACCGGUUUCUCCUGAAAUGGUCUUCUUUUAUAUUACGCAGGACACACAAAAACAUCUGUUACUUCCGGAAUUAAAAUCAGGGGGUUUCCGGGUGACUGGGAAAAUAUGUACUCAAUGUUCACUCUCAGAUCCUAUUGUUGGUGAGUUGACUGUUGAAGCAUCUGCUAUUCCUGUUCAAUCCAUCGACAUCCACAUACUCCGUGUAGAGUCAAUAUUGUUUGGCGAAAAAAUAGUGACCGAAUCCUCUUUGAUCCAGACAACUCAGAUUGCGGAUGGAGAUGUCUGUCGUAGCAUGAAGCUCCCCAUUUACGUCAUUCUUCCCCGUCUCCUGACUUGUCCGACCAUUUUCGCGGGUCCAUUUUCAGUAGAGUUCAAGGUUACAAUAAUGAUCACCUUCCAAUCAGAGCUAUCCAAGAGGCAUUCUCCUUAUGAUCCCAAAACUCCUAGGCAAUGGCUAGCAAUGGAAAGUGUGCCAUUGGAGCUAGUUCGAACAAAGUGAGAUGAUAUAGCAAGUGGGGUUGCUUGGAUCUGCAGUAGUCACUACGACAUCCGAGAGACGUCUACAUUAGUGAUAUGGCAAUUCUAUCUUGGACGAUAUUGGAGAUUGAGGACAUUUGGCACUCCAGCCCUGUCACGAGACAGUUCGAUUAUAUUCAGUAAGUAGUAACAGUGGAUAGGUAUGUAUAAAUUUUGUAAUAAUAAAUUAGAGCCAACAAAGAUACUAGGUUCGAAAGAAAAAAUUGAAAUGUUAGUUUUAUAAUGGUUUACUUUGUUUGUGUA